This is a messenger RNA of Sebastes umbrosus (honeycomb rockfish), 3408 nucleotides long. Its product is annotated as multiple epidermal growth factor-like domains protein 6. The transcript is spliced from 21 exons. NCBI's taxonomy places the organism in Eukaryota, Metazoa, Chordata, Actinopteri, Perciformes, Sebastidae. Gene Ontology annotation, molecular function: calcium ion binding. The record is from RefSeq and is a predicted model, not a curated record. Bases 813 to 3242 code for a protein of 809 amino acids.
UUGUGAAGUCUCUCUGACCUCCCAUGUUCCCUCUUGACUGCUUUAUGACCUCCAUGUCAGGAGUUCAAAGCAGGGCCAUUAUCAGAGCAGCCUGUGAGUCUCUGGACUUACUGCUGCUCCUCUUUAGAGCUGGUUUGGGAUUUGAGGAAUGGGAAGUGCAGAGUUCCUGGACAGGAUGUGGUGGAGUCAGUCACUGCUGCAGCUGUACAGCCCCCCAUACUGACACAGAGGCUGGCUGGCUGCUGCACGAGUCCGCAUCUGGAGAAGAUAGAACGACACAUCUGGAUAACUCUCCGUCUAUCUCCUGGUGACACAAACCCGUUCAUAAGUGCGAGUCUAACCCGGGUAAGUCGGCUAUAAGUUUGUUACACUUUUACUCGAAUUGCAUCAUUACUCUAUAGGUUAAAGUCCCACCCACGUUUUUUUUUAUUGUUUUGUCAGAGUUUCUUGUCGCAAAAGUUCUCCAUAAUCAGCUUGCUUUUCAUUUCAAAUUCAGCUUAUCUAAAACAUGUAGCUGCAGUAUUACAGCUGCUUCUUUUGUUCUGUGCAGACAGCCCUGGGGGUUGAUGUUAACUUUAAUAACAGGGUGCUCUAACCCCCAAAGUGGUUUUGCACGCCUGGACAUGCACUGUAUAUGGCUGCUGUGACUGCUGCACACAAUGCAUGCCUAUUUCACUAUAAACUCAACCUUUAUAGUCACAUGCUCUAAAAUUGUAUUUUUCUGCAUUAUUAAACACUUUGAGCUGAUUUUUUUCUGUGGCCUGCUGGUGGCUCAGUAAACACACAUCUUCUUCUCCACACAGAUUCAGGUGAUGAUGACUCACCUCAGGACCCUCCUGUCUGCCCUGCUGCUGGUUUUGUCUGCCUCUGAGCCUCUGAACAGCACUGAGGAACAUGAAAAUGAAGUCCUGGAACUCACAGAGCUCACCAAGAGCCAGAAUCAGGUGCCUGAAAAUGCCAUCAGAAACCUCAGUGAAACUACACCGAGUCACCCACCUACCACAGCAGCUCCCUUGACUACCACAUUCUCCCCGAGCCCAAGUCUUGCUCCUCAGUGUCCGGGAAACCAGGUGAUGCUGGAGAACAGCACCGACUGCAGCUGUCCAACUGGCCUGGUGAAGGAUGGUGACAACUGUACCUGCCCCGUGGGCUUCACUCUGGAGGGGGACGCAGGGUGUAAAGAUGUUGAUGAGUGUGAAGGAGAGGGACCAGGACCAUGUGGCCUCCAUGCCAGCUGCACUAAUAACCCUGGCUCUUACUCGUGUAGCUGUCUCCGUGGUUACCUGAUGGGUGCUGGAGGAUGCCAGGAUAUAGACGAGUGUGCUCUGGCUGCGGUGACGGGCCUGCAGGCCUGUCAGGGUAAUGCUGAAUGCAGAAACACUCCCGGCUCCUUCACCUGCUCGUGCCCUUCGGGAUAUGUAAUGGCUCUAAAUGGACAAAGCUGUGUAGAUGUGGAUGAGUGCAGCUUCGAGGAGCAGUGUCGCCGCGAGCUGGGAAACGUGUGCGUGAACACUCCCGGCAGCUUUGUGUGCCAGUGCCAGCCGGGCUUCAGAGCAGAGGCCCCAGCAUGUGUUGAUGUGGAUGAAUGUACGGAGAGUCCUGCGGUGUGUGACGGUCAGGGUGUGUGUGAGAACACGCUUGGGAGCUACAAGUGUGUUUGUCGACCAGGUUACCGGGGAAACGGCACACACUGCGAAGAUGAGAACGAGUGUGCAUCUGGUCAUCACGGGUGUGACACCAACGCUCGUUGUGGCAACAUCAUCGGCUCUUAUUUCUGCCAGUGCUACCAGGGCUUCAACGGAGACGGACACUCUUGUUUUGACAUUGAUGAGUGUGCUCUGAACAACGGCCACUGUCAACACAACUGCUCCAACAAACCAGGAGGGUACAGCUGCCAGUGUGACUCCGGCUACCUGCUGGACCAGGAUGGACUCAACUGCACAGAUGUGGACGAGUGUUUGGCGCUGAAUGGGACCUGCGAGCACAUUUGCGUCAACACUCGGGGAUCUUUCCAGUGCUCCUGCAGGCCCGGCUACCAGCUGCACAUUGAUGGCCGCACCUGUGUGGACAUUGAUGAAUGUAAACUCCAGAGCGGCGGCUGCUCUCACACCUGCACCAACUCUCCAGGAGGACACAGUUGCCACUGCCCUCCUCCUCUGCUGCUCGACACAGACAACCUCACCUGCAGCAAUGUCACAUCCUGCAAGCUGAGGAAUGGUGGUUGCGCCCACAUAUGUACCGUGCGGGCUGAGGGUCAGGUCCGGUGUAGCUGUCGAGCAGGCUGGAUGUUGGACGGGGACCAGAGGAGCUGUGUGGAUGUGAACGAGUGCGGGGACUUCACCAACGGAGGUUGUGAGCAGCUUUGUGUGAACCAUCCUGCUGGGUUUAACUGCACCUGCAGGGACGGGUAUGAAGUGCGAACGGAUGACCUCACCAAGUGCCAGCCUGUGUGUAACCCUCACUGUCAGAACUACGGAGUGUGUGUCGCCCCAAACAGCUGUGACUGUCCUCCAGGCUACCCUGGACUCGGCUGCUCAGCCAUCUGCUCCCCACCCUGUGCCCAUGGAGGUACCUGUAUGCGCUGGAACAAGUGUCUGUGUCGUCCUGGUUGGACCGGAGCAGGCUGCCACACAGCGGUGUGCGAGCUGCCCUGUGCUAAUGGCGGUCGCUGUGUGGGGCCCGGGACCUGCCAGUGUCCCUCCGACUACACCGGCCCCCAGUGCCUCUUGCCCCUGUGCACGCCUGCCUGCCAAAACGGGGGAAGAUGUGUGGAUGUCAACAAAUGCACAUGUGUUGGUGGAUGGCAAGGAGCUCGUUGCCAGAUAGAGCCUGUUCAGUGUCACAAACCUUGUAAGAACGGUGGAGUGUGUGUGGGCCUCAACAGGUGCCGCUGCGCCAAAAGAUUUACUGGAAGUCUCUGUGAAACGGCGGUGACCACCCCCUGCGUGCCGCCCUGCCAACACGGGGCCACAUGCAGUCCUCACAACACCUGUACAUGUCCAGAGGGCACCGCAGGCCUGCGCUGUGAGAAACUGACGUGCCCUGUGGUCACCACGGUGGUCAGUAUGGCUCGAGCCGUACGAAAGGCGUUUAGGGAGAGUUACGUUGACCGCUGUGGACCCCUGGGAGUUCAGCUUUGCACUAAAUACAGGAUAAACCAGGCACGUGUGUACCUGCAGGCCUACCGGGUGGGCUACAAGAUCCAGUGUCCAGAGGAAGGGCAGAUGAGUGAUGUUGUAUAAAUGUCAUGAGGAAACCCAACAGAGAACAUUUUGGGCAACACACUAGAACUGAAAUGAGACGAGCUGUAAACUGUAAAAUGAAAUGGGAGUUAGUUAGAGGGUGUCGUGGCGUCUCUGAGGGCGAGCCUCUAUGUUGAAAUAAAAAGGGGAGAUAAUGACUGUAUCA